GGGGAGCUCCCACUGAGUGGCGCUAAGGAGCUGAGAGCAUCCGAAGGGGAGGAGAAUGAGGGCCCACCUCACCUCAGGGGGCAGGUACCCAGAGGAGGAGAGAGAGUAACUGCCCCUGUUUAGGGUUCAAGUUCUCUCAAAUUCUUCUCAGGUUAGUUAGUAGGUUCUGAAGUGACUGAACUGAAAAUAGAUUUCUGAUCUAAAUGAGUUCAUACCUCCCAGUAUCCUAAAGAAGUGAAGUGUUAAUUAUCAUCAUCAUGAAUAAUAAUAGCAACCAAUAGCUAAUGAUUCUAGAGCAGUAAGGGGCUGUUCUAUGUGCUUUACCUGAUAAUUCAUUUCCUUCUUUCAACAACCGGGAGAGACAGGUCCUAUGAAUACCUCCAUAGAACAAAGGUACAGUUGAUACUCCAAGAGAUUAAGUAGUUGGCUCAGGGUUACACAUCCAGAGGUUAAUCCAAGCAGUGAGAUUCCAGAAUCUAAGUCCUUAACCAUGAUGCAAUACCUCCCUCUAAAAUAGAAUCUCUUACUUGACACUUGAACAUGUUAGUGGGCUGCCAGGCCAUAGUAUAGAAACAGUAUUCAUUUUUUUUUUCUCUAAAAUUUAGGUGUUGUUCAGUCAUUCAAUAGCCAGGCCUAAAAAAUGUUUACUGUCUCAGAAAUUGGAGCUUACUAUUAGGUUGUGAAUGAUCCCACUCCUUAUUUUUCCCUAAAGUUACCCCCAAAAGCAUCCCUUAAUUCAGUGUGUUGGAAAAUGUAGGUAGUCUAAGUCCAAUUAAAUAGCAAAUAUUCCAUACCUACUAUGUGCCAAAUGCUGUGUCAAGCACGGGGAGACAGAGAAAGAUGAGGAAUUCCAGCUCGCCAACAGCUCUGGUCUAGCGGGCCUAAAAGCACAUUCUGGCAACACAGUGUGUUGAGGGUUGUGUGUUCACAGUGCUGUGGGAAAGGAGGAGUGGCACAUCCACACGUUUUGGGGUGCAAGGUGAAAGUGUGGUAUUAAAGAAAUCUUCUAAGAGGAGGGAGUACUGAGCCUUUUCCAAAUACCUCCUCUUGUUUUCUGGGGUCUUACUUACAUCGCAUGAAGGCCAUUAUUAAAGUUGGCCACCAAGCUGGGGGUAAGCGUCCGAGUGUCUGGGUUGUUGAGAGCCUGUUGACUCCAUUCCUGUGGUUUCCAGGUACCAGCAAGGUCAACCUCGUGAAGAUUCCGUCCACGGCCUCCAGCCCGCGGGACACAGCCCUGGCGGCCGUUAUCUGCAGCGCCCUCGCCACUGUCCUGCUGGCCUUGCUCAUCCUCUGUGUCAUCUACUGUAAGAGGCAGUUUAUGGAGAAAAAACCCAGCUGGUCUCUGAGAGCACAAGACAUUCAGUACAACGGUUCUGAACUGUCAUGUUUUGACAGACCUCGGCUCCACGAAUCUGCUCCCAGAGCAUGUUGUCAGUGCCACCGGGACUCGGCCCGGACCUGUGGGCCUGUUCACUUGAUUCCAUCUCUGUGCUGUGACGAGGCCUGCAGCGUGGACCGGGUGACUCUGGGCUGUAGGGUGCAUUCCAAGGCCACUCUUCAGGAGAGACACACAGGUCCAGUGGCGGAGACCAUGCCCACAUUCUUCGGGUCUCUUUCGAGGUCCAUCUGUGGUGAGUUUUCAGAUGCCUGGCCUCUGAUGCAAAAUCCCACGUGUGGCGACGACAUCUCUCUUUGUGACUCUUAUCCUGAACUCGCUGGAGAAGACACUCAUUCCCUCAAUCCAGAAAACGAAAGCUCGUCCUCCUUGGAGUCAAACAGUAGUCAGGAUUUGGUUGGUGGAGCUGUUCCAGUUCAUUCUGAAAACUUUACAGAGACUGUUGAUGCCUCGAGACGUAACCACUCACUGACAGAGCCAGGGCUGACUCGGGAUACACUGACCAGAAGCCAGCUGCGUCAGGAGAGCGGCGACAUCAUCAGCCUGAGCACGCAGACGUCCCUCCAGGAAGCUUAAAGGACUUGCUUCUUUCUGCAGUAGAAGAAUAUGGUUGGAACCCAGCGGGCACUCACCCCUCCACUUAGGUUUAUGGACUGAGCACAGUCUGGACCCUGCAUGGCUUCUGGGGGAAAAAAAAAUAAAUCUGAACCAAACUGAUGGCAUUUUAAGCCUUUCAACCAGUUGCUUCUGAGCCAGACCAGCUGUAAGCUGAAACCUCAAGGAAUAACAAGAAAAGACUCCAGGCACUCAUGAUACUUCGCAUCUUUCCCAAACAAGGAGCUUCUAUGCCACAACCAUAACUUCAAAGGCUGAUGGGUCGAGUUUGCAGCCUACGAGAUUACGAGCAUAUAACAAGAAACAGAAACACGUUCAUGCUUAUUUUCAUGGAGAAUGUGGUUUUACCAGACUGAAGACCCAAAGUAUAAGUUUUCCUUUACACUUUCUAUCCAGAAAUAAAUUCGGAUAGCCAAUUAUCCUAUUAAAAGUCAGUGUCAGAUUAGUUACCUCAGUCUUUAUGUAGAAUGGUUCAAAAAUGAGUGGUUGUAUUUGAUGAGGCUCGCUUCUUCAUUAUCUGAUGCGCUUAGGCAGUUAGAAUUGACUUCACACUGCCUGCCUAAGUCAGGGGGUUGUUAGAUGAAGUUAACUGGCCUAACUAGGAAUCAGAGGAGAGCAAGUCUUUUCCAGAAUCAACACUUGCAACCUUAGACACUGACUCGCGAACGCUUGCUGGAGCUAGUAGGGAGAGGGGUCGAGCAGGGAAAGUGGUGGGGAAAGAGCCCCCCGCCGCCCUGCAUUAAAAACCACUUAGCACAUGUAUCCUAGAGACUUGUAUAAAAUGAUUAACAUAUUUCUGUGAAAAAUCAGUUGAUAUGGAAGCAUUUGUUACUUCUGUCCCUGUGAUUGAGCUAGGAAGAUCCAGAAUUCCUCUCUUACAGGAAAGGGAUAAUUUAUAAAGAUAAUGUUUUUUUUCCUCCACCCCCCCACCACCUGCCUCUGACGACCACCAGCCUGUCCUCUCUACCUGUGACAUUGUUUUUGAUUUUGCUUGUUUGCAUCGUAUCUUAUACUAAGGGCUUUAGAAAUUACCACUUAUCUGGUUCCCCUACUACUGAAAUGUAACACCACGUGAGUCAUCUCAGGAGACUACACUACAUACUAGAAGGAGAAGAAAAAACACAAUUUGUUGGCGGUCUAUACAUGAACAGUUCGUCACUGCCCCCAUGGAGUCUGACCAAGUAGCCCUCCGACCGUGCACAUUUCGUUAGCACAGUAAUCUCCUACAUUAGCCAGUGAUGCUGGGUUUAAGUGUGGUGUCAGGUGCUCCAUCUCUGGUAUUUACACAGUAGAAUUUUCUCUACGGCCGAGACAGAAAUGAACCCAGUUCAGUCACGAAGCAGGGAAUGGCUCAUUUGCUCUUAAUCUUUAUGCCCUGGAGAGGAAUUACUAGAGCAGGAUUUCUCUGCUUCCUCCUUGAACCCACAUGAUCAGCUCUGGCCUUUGUCUUUUAACUGAUUACUAUUAGCUCGGUCACAUUUGCACUUAAAGUAAUCGAACAUGACUGUGGUUCAGUGCACUAAAAUACUUAGUUUCACAAUCGCCCCCCAACCCCCCGAUCAGUGUCUUUUACCUAACAUUAUACUGAACAUGCAAAACUCCGUCUUUCGUAAGACAUUUUUCUCUUCUCACUUAUUAGACCAUCCUUUUCUCUCUCUGUAAGACAUGAGGAAAAUCUAAUGAGCCCUCUUCCUCGUGGCUGGACCAGUUUCUCUCCCUGUAGUCUUAGGCUCUAAUAUGUGUGGAUUAGCUUGCCUGGGCUCGGUUCUUCUCGGGACAUCAGUUCCUUGAACCAAAAUAAGAAAUUAGAGUAGUCCCAGGGUGUCUAGUACCCUCUUUUCUUUUUCUUUCUUAGCAUUAACCAAUGGUUUUUAAACUUUGCUAACUUGCCAGUUCUUAGGACAGUUGCCUUUAGGAAGUCAUGGAAAAUACUUAGGAUUUGACCACAAGAUGUCUAUGAAAAUGCACACUAGAGUUUCCUCGAGUGGCUUCACUGUAAUUCACAUAUGUAUGCCAUUGUUUGCAAUCUGAUCGUUUUGUUUUGACAGAGGGAUGAUCAAAGUCGGCCAGGGUUGUGCUCCUUCUGGUGACCUGAAUAUAUUUUCCACAUGUAGAAACCCUCCUCGACUUCAAAGACAAAUACUUGCUGGAGAAAGCUAGAUGGAUGGGCAUGAGACUGUGGCCCCAAACCCUGAAACAUCACUUUGGAGCAGUAAGGAAAUACUUAGGGUUAAAAGUCGAUUUCAUUUCAUACUGCAUUUGAAAAAUCCUGGGCUGUUUUAUCAAGAUGAAGACAUUUUACCACUGCCUGCUGCAGAAACAUACAAUAAUGUUAGAGUCUAUGCUCUAUGUAAACACUUGAGAGGGAAAGCCCAAUCUGCCUUUCCCACAGUUCGAAUACCCUACAGUGCUCACGGGAACUCAACUGCUAGGGUAUGGGUACCAGGAAAUCAUCAUCAUUGGGUCUGGGAAUGAGAAUUGGUGUGACUUCAAAUGUUGCAGAAACCCAUCAACAAGAAUGAGACAAGGAUUUGGGGAACAACCAUGUAAAGGCAUGGACUUUCUCAUUUUGUGUAUAUGGAAUAUAUUUUUCAAAUAUAGAUUUUUCUACUUUAGAUAAAAUGUUAACAUUGCUAUUACCUAGUUAAGCUCUAUUGUCCGUGCUAGUUAAAAAAAAAAAUUGAAAAGAAAAGGAAAAAAAGUCCAUCAUUGCUUAAAGGUCACCACCGUGAAUCCAUUUAGAUUUCAUCGUUACUAUUUUGCAUACUGGAAUUUAUAAAUGUAUAAAUUUUCAUUUUCUUAUACAAGUAGUUUUGUAAUACCCUUUUUUAUAUGUGAAUAAAAUUGUUAU
Messenger RNA from Ailuropoda melanoleuca (giant panda), 4862 nucleotides. It is a transcript of the gene TNFRSF19, whose product is annotated as TNF receptor superfamily member 19. Gene Ontology annotation, biological process: positive regulation of JNK cascade; positive regulation of canonical NF-kappaB signal transduction. Lineage: Eukaryota; Metazoa; Chordata; Mammalia; Carnivora; Ursidae. Bases 1076 to 1972 code for a protein of 298 amino acids. Gene Ontology annotation, molecular function: signaling receptor activity. Gene Ontology annotation, cellular component: plasma membrane. The transcript is spliced from 5 exons. The record is from RefSeq and is a predicted model, not a curated record.